UCUUUUCACUCUCUCUUCUUUCUCUCUCCUCCCUCCCUCUCUUCCUCACCCGCCCCCUUUCUCUCUCUCCCUCUGGCUCCUUCCUCUCCACUCCUCGGCUGUUGUCUCGGCGGCCCGUCAGGCGAGAGCGGGGAUCUCGCGAGUGUUGGAGUUUGGGUGAGAGUUUGUGGAAGAUGGCGCCUGUUGUGACAGGGCUUGGAACUGGCACCUGAAGGUGAUGAAUGCCAAAAGAACACAACAGAUAAAAGAGGAAAAAAAAGUUUGCAUAGAAGAAUGAAGAGACUACAGAGGAAGUUUGGGGAGCGACCUCAGCCACAACGCCUAACAAGAGAAGCAAUGCGGAAUUACCUAAAGGAACGAGGUGAUCAAACAGUACUAAUUCUACAUGCAAAAGUUGCACAAAAAUCCUAUGGAAAUGAAAAAAGGUUUUUCUGUCCUCCACCGUGUGUUUACUUAAUGGGAAGUGGGUGGAAGAAAAAGAAAGAACAAAUGGAACGAGAUGGCUGCUCUGAACAGGAAUCCCAGCCAUGUGCGUUUAUUGGGAUUGGAAACAGUGACCAAGAAAUGCAGCAGUUAAAUUUGGAAGGAAAGAAUUAUUGCACAGCCAAAACUUUGUACAUAUCUGACUCUGACAAGAGAAAGCACUUCAUGUUGUCUGUGAAAAUGUUUUACGGUAAUAGUGAUGACAUCGGCGUAUUCCUCAGUAAAAGGAUUAAAGUCAUCUCCAAACCUUCCAAAAAGAAACAGUCCUUGAAAAAUGCUGACUUAUGUAUUGCAUCAGGCACAAAGGUGGCACUCUUCAAUCGACUUCGCUCUCAGACAGUGAGCACCAGGUAUUUGCACGUUGAAGGAGGGAAUUUCCAUGCAAGUUCACAGCAGUGGGGAGCCUUCUACAUACACCUGUUGGAUGAUGAGGAGUCAGAAGGUGAAGAAUUCACAGUACGAGAUGGCUAUAUUCAUUAUGGUCAGACCGUCAAGCUUGUGUGCUCAGUAACUGGCAUGGCACUUCCCAGACUGAUAAUUCGGAAAGUGGAUAAACAAACAGCAUUGCUAGAUGCGGAUGACCCAGUAUCACAGCUCCAUAAGUGCGCUUUUUAUUUGAAGGAUACAGAAAGAAUGUAUCUGUGCCUUUCUCAGGAGAGGAUAAUCCAAUUUCAAGCCACUCCAUGCCCAAAAGAACCAAACAAAGAAAUGAUCAAUGAUGGAGCUUCAUGGACAAUCAUCAGCACAGACAAGGCAGAAUAUACCUUCUACGAGGGGAUGGGCCCUGUCCAUGCACCAGUUACUCCAGUGCCUGUGGUAGAAAGCUUACAGCUAAAUGGUGGUGGGGAUGUGGCAAUGCUGGAACUUACUGGACAGAAUUUCACCCCAAAUCUUCGCGUUUGGUUUGGAGAUGUAGAAGCUGAAACUAUGUACAGGUGUGCAGAGAGCAUGCUUUGUGUUGUGCCGGAUAUUUCUGCAUUCCGCGAGGGAUGGCGGUGGGUUCGUCAGCCGGUCCAGGUUCCUGUCACUUUGGUCCGUAACGAUGGGAUUAUUUAUUCCACCAGCCUUACUUUCACAUACACACCAGAGCCAGGGCCCAGACCACACUGCAACGCUGCUGGGGCCAUCCUUCGGGCAAACUCGAGCCUGAUGGCAUCCAGCGAUACCAACACAAACAGCGAGGGAAGUUACACAAGUGUCACCACAAAUUCUACCAAUGUCACAUCAUCAGCAGCAACGGUAGUAUCUUAACCUUCAAACUGACACAAAAGACUUAAAACUGACUUUUCAAGUGCUGCAUAAGGAAAGAAGAAAAAGAAAAACUAAUCUUCGGCACCCCUUUGUGGUUUCCUAGGGACACUCCUGUUUGAUCUUAUGUGUGGUGUAUUGAAAGCCAAGAUCAAAAACAGGUUCGGUUACGAAACCGCAACAAUGAUACAUCAGCCAUGUAAAAAACUUUAUUAAAGAAAAGUCUAUUUUUCGCUUUUUGUUUUUUUUUUUGUUUGUUUUUUUUAAGGGGCAAGAUGUAUUACUGUGGGUGGGACCUGAAGGUUAAGCAAAGUAGAAGAAAGCAUAUAAAACAUGAUAACAUAGUUUUUAUGGACCAAGGAUAUUGUAUAAGCUUUAGUAAAGGUACAUUUUCACCAUACCUUUUUUGUAUUAAACAUAUAGUACACUUUUGUUACCAAAUAGUUUCUAUUUUUCCUCUGAGCUUUGGCUCUGAAGUAUGUGCAGGUUCCAGUCCUGACCUUGCUUGUAUAUUAUAGCUACCUUACUCUUCCAGUUAAACCUGUAUUUUGGUCUUUGGCUGGAACUUUAUUUUUAUUUUUUGUUUUUUAAACUGAAGUCUUGUGACUUUUUACAAAACUGAAGGUGUGUUAAUUUCAGUAUCACAGAACCUCAAGAGGGCCUGUUUUAUUUUCAGAUAUGAAGUCUUUAAAAUGAAAGCUUUAAGCAAUGCCUCUGCCUUGCCUGCAAUACACCAUGUACACUUUUUAAUUUUAAAAAAGAAAAAAAUACAUGAGCAGAAGCUGCUCCUUCUAGUUCUUCCAUUUUUUUAUUUUCUAGCCUUCUUAUGUAAGUCCUGAAAUCUGUCCAAAGUAUUCACAUUAUCACUUUCUGAAACCAUGUACGAUCAGUGGUGAUAUAUAGUUGAAACUCUACAUCAUUCACCUAAUUAACAAAAGACAAUGGCAGAUGAUUGCUUUUUAAAAUGGUGUUGGUGCAUUACUUCUGUCCAUCAUAGUAUGUAAAUGUAAAGAAUACAGUCAGAUGUAUCUAAAUUAUAUUUAAAGAAGCCUAACCUUUACUGAAGGGCAGCUGUUUUGUUCUUCAGUGGUUUAGAACUCAUGACAGUGUAUAUAUGUUUUGUUUUGUUUUGUUUUUUUGCUCUUUAGUGUAUCCCUGCUGCACCAUUUUUGUCUUCCUGGUAUCAUUCUUAUUUAUAUCUUAACCCCAUUUUCUUGAAUCCAGAAAAAUUCUGAAUAAUGUGCUCAAUGUCAUGAGGUUUCAGAGACUGAUACUUAAAUUUGUUGUGGCCUUACUACAAAUUUUGUGUAAAGUGUGUUUCUAAGUGUUUUUUAAUCGCCUACAGCCAUUUGCUCUUUUCUAUUUUGCCUUUCAUUUUUAGCAGCUGACUUUUUAUUUUUUACUUUUUUUAAACAUUUGUGUUAAAGUUCUGAUAUGUGUAUCUUCUAAAGGCUGUCUGGAUACAAAAUUCUUCAUACUGCUUCAUAUUUUUUUAUGUUUCAUGGAAUGUCAGCCUAACAUGCACUGUACAGUUUAUUAUCGUUUAGGUCCUUUGAUGGAAAACAAAUUGGUUACAUUUUUAUUACAUUAAAUGACUUCAGGCUUAUUCUAGCUGCAGCUUUAUAACUCUUAACUAUUUAUCUUGUAUCUGUUUAGCCAUCCUUAUUUUUUAACUGGAAUUGCUGGUCUGUGAUUUGGCGCCAUCUUUCAUUAACUGAAAUUGCCCAAACUAUUUUUUUAAUGCAGCUGUUAUGAUUUGAAGGCACUUACUUUUUCCAUUUAUAGAUGGAAAAUGAAUUUGAAAGCAGCUUCCCUAGCAAGUUCAAAACACCGAGCCAUUGCCUGUCAAGUUGCAAGUAAAGCAAGUACACGUUUACCAGUACCCAGGAGAAAACCUGGCUCGUCACCUCUAUUCAUUCACUAUAGAGUCAUAAGUUCAAAACAAGUGAUCUAGUCUUAAUAUAUAAAGUUUUGAAAUGUUUGUUUCUCCCUGUACAAUGCCUCUUUCUGUUAGUAUCUAAAAACCCUCAGUGUUUUUUUAGAUGUAGGAUUCAUCUAACUUAAAAUAUAAGUCUGACAACAGUUUUUCAAAACAUUGUUUUUCUUUAAGACUAGUGAAGGUUAUAUACAACUAUGUACAAAACUGUGUUGUAGAUCAGUAUAGAAUAAGAUGAUGGCAGAAGUAAAGGACUGACUGAACACUGCCCUUGUAGUGGUUUCCUAGUAAAAGAUUUGUUGCCUGUCAAGUCCUAUAACUGGUAAAAUCAUUAAUUUACAAACUGGAUCUAUAACGGGAAUAUAUCAACCUGAAAAUAAAUAUUGUAAUAUUUUUUUUUUAAUCGUAUGAAAACAUACAAUGCAUACCCCUGAUAUAGAAACCUGGAACUUAAUGAGCUUUAAUCAUCAUUGAAGUAUAUACCACACUUCCAUCAAGCUGUCAAUUCUGCUUUCAUUUUUUGUUUGAUUUCUGUACUUCAAUCAUUUUCACAACAGGAAUGUUUUUUCUUGCAAAAUGUUCAGCAUUAUAAAGCUAAGUGAUUUGGCUUUGUGGGUGUCCAUUAUUCACUUGCAACUGAACCUACUUUAUAAUUGGUGCCCAUUAAUGUGUUUCCUGCAUGAUGCUGUCUUGCAAACUGUGGAUUUGUCUUCAAUGCGACUCAAAUCACUGAACUGAAAGGAUGACAGAAACAGCUUUCGAACAUAUGUUACUGGCAGUAAAAGUUGCCCAAGUAAAAUAAAGGCAUAAGACAACCUUCUUCAGAUUUUUAAUUUUGAGAAAGUCCGCUUACUCAAAAUUAAAUCUGGGUCUGUAUGCAAGUUUCCUUCGGCUAAGCAAAUGACCAAACCCAAAACCUUGUACACCUUGUACCUACUGUACUUGUAUAACAGUAGUAGAAAUAAAACAUGAAAGAUGAAAUCCAAACAUAAGUUUUAAAAACGUAUGCAUUUAUGUUUAUAUAAAAAAUGCAAACAAAAAGAUUAGUAUUGUGUACAUAUUUUAGUGCUCCCAUGCUACAAAAUUGUGCUUCAGUAAAUAGAAAUACAAAAGUAUCUGAAAACCAAUUUUUUCAAAUAAUUUAAACCACUAAUUGAAGAAAUCCAUUGAAACCUCUGAAGAGUAUACAGCCUUUCUGAAAGUUCAUCAUGGACUUAAGUGUUUGAAAUUAAGCUCUAGAAUUGUUUUAUUAAAUGAGGUGACGUAUGGGUUGCCCCAAUGAAAAUUGGUAUGUAAUCCCACUGAUUGGUAACACUUUUCAAAAUAAUUAUAAUGGGGAAUGACUGAUUCAGUCCCCUCCAUGCACUCAGACAGGUUGAGUGAAUAUCUGCCUGAAGCAGGCCUCAAGCAGAAUAUUUAAGACAGUGUAUGAAACACUUCAGCCAGUAGUAGAUCAUGUACAACCAAAUUUCUCAGUACUGUAUUGUGAUUUCAGUUUGUUGCGUCACAAAAGUGUUUGUGUAAAUACAGCGCAUACUGAUAGUUUCAAAUAUUUUGUUUUCAAGUGUUUUUAUUUGCUAUGGCCAUCCUUUAUUCUCCCAGUUAGUUACAAACCCAUUGGCCUAACUGUAGCAAAACAAAAUUUCAGAUGUACACAUAUUAAAAUAUGAAGGUUAUUUUUAUAAAUGACUUUUUUUCCUGAAAAUAAAUUCUCUCAUGUUUUGGGUUAUAAAUACUUUUGACUUAAUUUUUUGUGUCAAUAAACGCAGGGUUAUGUUCAAAUGUUUAGCUAAAGGUAGCUACAUUCACAAAUAUUUAUUUAGCUCUAUAGGGCAAAAUAAUUAAUGGAAGUAAAAACCACCAUUGUUUUUUUAUAUAAGGCAUAUUUUAGUGAUUGAUGAAGAGCAAUAUAAUUGGCAAGAGAAUAUAGGUCAAGCUUUAUUUCUGGUAGCAAUUUCACAUUAUUGGCGUAUCUAAUUGUAUCAAUAUUUAUCUAAACACAAAUGAUCAUCAUUCGUGUCCAUUUGCUAAGGUAUGUUUAGUGCAGUUUUUCAGUGUUCCCAGUGAUUUGUGUGGUCAGUUCAGGUUCAUCCAGCCCAUGUUCAUGAUGUCUUUGCAAGUUCCGCCUUUUUGGACUUCUGGAAUGUCUUCCUUAAUUAUCAGAAACGGUUUUGUACCCAAACGAUGCAAUCUCAACAAUUCUCGUAAAACCUAGAUAUAUUAGCAAAAUGGCAAUACUGUGGGUGGUUUGAAUUAGAACUGAACUAUGUGAAUUGUGAGAAUAACUCUAGUACUGUUAUUUGAAUGACUGCAUAUGUCUUUUGUCCUCCAUUGCAUUUUGGAUAAUACACCUUUAUGAAUAAUAAAGCGUGUUAUGGUUUUGUUCUUUCAUAGAAAAAACAUAUAUUUGAGGGACAUUUCCAUAUUCUCAACUUUUGCAGCAUUUUAUAUACCCAGUAUACAAUGUAAUAUUGUGUUUUUUUAAAUUAUUGUUGAUAGUGCUUACCCUUUGUCUAUUUUGUCCAACAAACAAGUGCAUUAUGCCCCUAAUGCCUGAUGGCCUUUGAAUGAUUAACAAAGGCCUUUUGCUACUGUGGAUUGAUUAAGGAAUGGAUUAAGAAUGUUUGCUAUGAGUCUGCAUAACAAUGUAGUUUCUAGCAUCUCUACGUAGAAUUGCAUGAAUAUCAGAGUGAAACUGAUACCGUUCUUACUGCAAACAGCAGUAACUUUAACCCUUUCUUAUUCUGUUUCUCUAGCUUUCUACAUAAUUAAAUCAAAAGACACAAUCGUUUGUUUAUUUUCAGGCUUUUUAAAGUAAUAACCAUUUUAAUUGCCUUCCUAUUAUAUCUUUAAAUCUGAGAUGUAUAGCUGUAAGCCAUGAUAUUUGGGACAUCUAAUUUCCAUUGAAGCUAAGUUUUUUUUUUUACCCUCAAACACUAUGAAACUGUAAUGAAUUCUUCAAACUGGAAGUGAAAUGAACCUAAACGCUGUCAAUUUUGAUAGGAUAUAUAUGUAAACACAAAUGAUCGUCAUUUUAAAUUAAUUUGACUGUAUAUAUUAAGAGUACUAUAUAGUUAAAGAUGACCUGGGUUUUAACUAGUAAAAGCAUACAUAUUGUUUUUCCAAGAGUAGUUAAGAGUAAAAAACUAAGGUCAAAAGUAGUAACCUUAGUACUUGAUGAUUUGUGUCCACUCGGUUUAUGCAAAAGCAGCCAGAGCAUAUCAUUUGAAUUGGAGGAUGGGAAUACUGAACAAUGUUACACAUCAAGUCGAUAAAGUAAAUAUUCAUGGUGACAAAGCUGACAGAACAAAGACUUUUCAAGUGUUUUUUUUUCUUAUUUUUCAUUUCUUUUCAUUGACCUUUUUCUAAUGUACUUUAGUUGUUUUUCCAAAAGCAGCUGUUUUCAGAUGAGCUCUGAACAAAUAUGUGUACUCUAAUAUGCCAAAUUUUGACUUUGAUUUUCAUGCACUGCUAUAUGGGAUUGAGAGGCAGCUUUAAAAAGAAAUGUUUUCUUAUUAAGCCCUUUGAGAACUGAAUUUGGUUCAGCCUUACAACAUUGUCUGCAUAAUGCACUGCACUCUUGAGUAGUACUCUCACCACUGUGUUAUAUGUAGGUAUUAUCAGAAAGUGUUCUCAGUGCUCAAAGGGUUACGUUGUAGCACAUGUGCAGAUGUAACAUUUUAGCAAUAACGUGAAACAAGGGGACAGUUUUGAUAAGUUUUUUGUACAUAUUGCACCUGCUCAGUUCCAUAUUUCAUUAAACAGAAACCUACAAUAUUGGCAAAAAUCAAGAAAUAAAAACUGAAAUGUAAACCA
Messenger RNA from Lepisosteus oculatus (spotted gar), 7483 nucleotides. RefSeq names its product recombination signal binding protein for immunoglobulin kappa J region b (gene rbpjb). Gene Ontology annotation, biological process: regulation of transcription by RNA polymerase II; Notch signaling pathway. Gene Ontology annotation, cellular component: nucleus; MAML1-RBP-Jkappa- ICN1 complex. Gene Ontology annotation, molecular function: DNA-binding transcription activator activity, RNA polymerase II-specific; RNA polymerase II cis-regulatory region sequence-specific DNA binding. The record is from RefSeq and is a predicted model, not a curated record. Lineage: Eukaryota; Metazoa; Chordata; Actinopteri; Semionotiformes; Lepisosteidae.